AUGCCUCCGGUUCGCGGCGGAAUGCCGGUGCCGAUCCGCGGGAACCCCAUCGCUUGGGAUUUGGCGGUCACGCUCCCGAAGUAAGAGCCUUUGUUGCUCGAGAGAUUCAAACUUUUAUAUCUUUCAGUUAUGUCGAAAGAAUAAGGUCGGCAGAAUUAAUAUUCAGCCGGCUCACUGGCCACAUUUACGUUGUCGCGCAAUGGAUGCCUUUUGUGAGAAACAUAGCCGGACGUGUCCGGUACAACCGGAAUUUUAUGUUGGUUGAAGCAUACGAAGUAAACCACGGGGUCGAAUUAAGACCUGAAGACCCCGUGGUUUACUUUGGCAACGAAGCUUUGCCAACAAGAUUUUUGGUCGUCGUGGUAAGGAAAUUUUUCCGUUUGGUGUUGUGAUGUUGAACUUUCAGCUUGCGCAAGACGACCUCUGA
Messenger RNA from Caenorhabditis auriculariae, 427 nucleotides. The record is from the annotation of a GenBank genome assembly. Lineage: Eukaryota; Metazoa; Nematoda; Chromadorea; Rhabditida; Rhabditidae.